Peromyscus maniculatus bairdii (prairie deer mouse) is the source of this 1466-nucleotide messenger RNA. It is a transcript of the gene Ca8, whose product is annotated as carbonic anhydrase 8. The record is from RefSeq and is a predicted model, not a curated record. Gene Ontology annotation, molecular function: zinc ion binding; carbonate dehydratase activity. NCBI's taxonomy places the organism in Eukaryota, Metazoa, Chordata, Mammalia, Rodentia, Cricetidae.
GACCCGCCGCCGCUGGCGCUCGCGGGGACUGCCAGGCUCCGCGCGGCCCCCAGCCCCGCGCCUGUCGCGUCCGCGCCGCACAGUUGCCCAUGGCUGACCUGAGCUUCAUCGAGGAUGCAGUCGCCUUCCCCGAGAAGGAGGAAGACGAGGAGGAGGAGGAAGAGGGCGUGGAAUGGGGUUACGAAGAAGGUGUUGAGUGGGGCUUGGUGUUUCCUGAUGCUAACGGGGAGUACCAGUCUCCUAUCAACCUGAACUCCAGAGAAGCCAGGUACGACCCCUCGCUGCUGGAUGUACGCCUGUCUCCAAAUUACGUGGUCUGCCGGGACUGUGAAGUCACCAACGAUGGACACACCAUUCAAGUUAUCCUGAAGUCAAAAUCAGUUCUGUCAGGAGGACCGCUGCCUCAGGGACACGAGUUUGAACUCUAUGAAGUUAGAUUUCACUGGGGAAGAGAAAACCAGCGUGGCUCUGAGCACACGGUUAAUUUCAAAGCUUUUCCCAUGGAGCUCCACCUGAUCCACUGGAACUCCACGCUCUUUGGCAGCAUCGACGAGGCAGUUGGGAAGCCGCACGGCAUUGCCAUCAUUGCUCUGUUCGUCCAGAUAGGGAAGGAGCAUGUUGGCUUGAAGGCAGUGACUGAGAUACUCCAGGAUAUCCAGUAUAAGGGAAAGUCCAAAACAAUACCCUGCUUUAAUCCUAACACUUUGUUACCAGACCCUCUUCUGCGGGAUUACUGGGUCUACGAAGGCUCCCUUACUAUCCCACCUUGCAGUGAAGGAGUUACCUGGAUAUUAUUCCGAUACCCUCUAACUAUUUCCCAGUUGCAGAUAGAAGAAUUCCGAAGGCUGAGAACGCACGUUAAGGGGGCAGAACUUGUAGAAGGCUGUGAUGGGAUUUUGGGAGACAAUUUCCGACCUACCCAGCCCCUGAGUGACAGAGUCAUUCGAGCCGCAUUUCAGUAGCCAGAAAGACUAUGAUCAAACCCAUCUGCAUCAGGGAGGAAGACAGUGGUCCCAUGGAGCCCUUGGAUGAGGCGUGGAACUUCUUGAGUGGCAGCUUCCUUUUAACCCUCAAGCCUGCAUUGUCUUCCGCUUUUCCAGCUUGGAUGGAUAUCUGUGACCAUUGUCUGCACACAUGCUGUUCUGAAAUAUUAGAAGUGGCUGCUGACUGGAAAGGAACUCAGUGUGUGAGCACGUCACGGCUGCUGAUAUUCAGACUUUGCACAUACUGCUUUUUGCUGAUGUGUAGAAAGAGUAACAGUAGUUUUCAGACCUAUUGAUAUGACUGCAUCGUAUAUCAAUAUGAGAUGAAAGAAAGCCUCCACAUUUCCAGAGCCAAGUUGUUCACUUCCUGUCUGUAUUAGAAAAUAUGCUCAUCCCCAGCCUAGUGUAAUUCUUGAUAAUAAAAAGAGUUUUGAUUCACAACAGCCUAGAACUCCAAAAUACAACAUGAAAGAAUCAUAAAAA